Messenger RNA from Ylistrum balloti, 6482 nucleotides. RefSeq names its product mitochondrial Rho GTPase 1-like. Gene Ontology annotation, molecular function: GTPase activity; GTP binding; calcium ion binding. Gene Ontology annotation, biological process: small GTPase-mediated signal transduction; mitochondrion organization. Lineage: Eukaryota; Metazoa; Mollusca; Bivalvia; Pectinida; Pectinidae. Gene Ontology annotation, cellular component: mitochondrial outer membrane. The record is from RefSeq and is a predicted model, not a curated record. The transcript has 21 exons. The coding region runs from base 260 to 2185 and encodes 641 amino acids.
UGCAUAUGCAAAAUAUUGAUGAAAUUCUUGACAUAUAAGUACUAAGUUGGAGCUUAAAAACAAUAUUUUAAGAGCUUGUUGUAUAUUUGUGCAGGAAGUGUAUUCGAUAUAUCAUUUGCAGUUAAAUAUGUGAAAAAUUCGACAUGUGAUGUAGCUUCAGUUUGACCUUUCCUGGCAUGCUUUCAUCAUCAUGAGAGAGUAAAUUUAUAGACGUUGAAGACGCUCUCUUGGAGUAACCAAGACUUGGGCCUUCUGCAAUAUGAGCAGCAAGAGAGACGUCAGGAUUCUCCUUGUUGGAGAUCCUGGUGUUGGGAAGACAUCUUUGAUAUUGUCCCUGGUCAGUGAAGAAUUUCCUGAAGAAGUACCAUCAAAAGCAGAGGAGAUAACAAUACCUGCUGAUGUUACUCCAGAGAAAGUACCAACUCAUAUUGUCGACUACAGUUCACAAGAACAAGAUGAAGAUAGACUUCAGGAGGAGCUUGAUAAGGCCAAUGUUGUGUGUAUUGUAUACUCGGUUGAUGAUGAAGAUUCCAUUGAACGGAUCACCACAUUUUGGUUGCCAUACUUACGUGGAUGUUUGGGGGAGGAGCAUCGGACUCCGGUCAUUUUGGUGGGAAACAAGACAGAUUUGUUAGACUUCAGCACUAUGGAGACGAUGAUGCCUAUCAUGAAUGACUUCGCAGAAGUGGAGACUUGUGUAGAGUGUUCAGCAAGGACAUUAAAGAAUAUAAGUGAGAUGUUUUACUAUGCACAAAAGGCUGUGCUUCAUCCUACUGCGGCCGUUUAUAACCCAGAGGAAAAAGAGUUGACGCCACAAUGCAAAAAGGCUCUUACAAGAAUUUUUAAGAUAUGUGAUCUUGACAACGACUCCAUACUCAAAGAUGAUGAAGUACAUUUAUUCCAAAGAAAAUGUUUUAAUGCUCCUCUGCAACCUCAAGCGUUAGAGGAUGUGAAGUCUAUAGUGAGAAGAAACAUUACUGAUGGUAUUAUAGACAAUGGCAUCACACUCAAAGGGUUCCUCUUCCUCCACACACUUUUUAUACAGCGAGGUCGUCAUGAGACAACAUGGACUGUUCUCAGGUCCUUUGGGUAUGAUGAUGGUGUCCAGCUCUCCAAAGAGUUCCUCUCACCAAGGGUACAGGCAUCAUUGGGCUCAACAACAGAACUGUCCACACAAGGAAUACAGUUCCUCAAAAUGAUAUUUGAUAAGUAUGAUGAUGAUCGAGAUGGCUGCCUGUCUCCCACAGAGCUCCAGAAUCUCUUUAGUACAUGUCCAGUGAUGCCAUGGGGAUCAGAUGUCAACAACACUGUUUGUACCAACCACAAUAACUGGAUCACCCUGCAGGGCUACCUUGCUCAAUGGGCAUUAACUACCCUACUAGAUGUACCUAGGACGGUGGAAUACUUAGCAUAUUUAGGUUACCAUUAUCACCAUGAGAGUCAGAUCUCUGCAAUAACAGUAACCAGAGACAAAAAAAUAGACUUAGACAAAAAGCAAACCAGCAGAAAUGUGUUCAGAUGUUAUGUACUAGGAUCAAAGGGUGUGGGCAAGAGUACAUUCUUACAAGGACAUUUAGGCAGAAAUCUUAGAUAUAUAGCAACUCUAAAUAAGGAGCACUUGUCCAGUUUCACUAUUAAUACAGUUCAAGUUUACGGACAAGAAAAAUAUUUAUUGCUACACGAAGUUGACGUAUCUGUAUGUGACAUGUUGAACCCUACAGAGAUGAAUUGUGAUGUGGCGUGUUUAGUGUAUGAUUCUACCAAUCCUCGUAGCUUUGAAUUCUGUGCUAGAAUGUACCUGAAACACUUCCUAGAGAGCCGAAUUCCCACCCUGGUAGUGGCUGCCAAGACGGAAUACCAAGCAGUGCGUCAAGACUAUGAGCUCACACCUGCCCAAUUCUGUAGCAAGUUUAAGAUUCCACCACCCCAGAGCUUUUCUGCCAUUGACAAAGUGAAUCGUGAAGUGUACAUCAAGCUUGCAACCAUGGCUGCCUACCCCAAUUUGAAGCGCCUGGUGCACAUGUUGUUGGUGCGGCAGAAUCCACUGUGGCUGGAGGAGAAAUUCAGUCAUGUGAAGGAUGUUGUGAUGAAAGAAGAGAACGUGUAUCUACGUGUUGGGAUCGGUAUGGCUGUACUGGCAGGCAUGAGCUUUGUGAUCUACAGGAUUUUACGAAGGAGCACCUAGUCAUCAUCUUACACUUUAAUAUUUAUAGUCUAUGGACAUGUGCAGGUGCUUGUUGUAGCACUCUUUAAUGGACAAGAGGAAGUUUAUAAGGGUAUUUCAAACAGCAAAUUAUGGAGUUCACAGAAAAAUUAGACAGAACAGAAAAUUGGCAUGGAUAUUUCAAGUAUCUUGAUGUACAAAAAUGUAUUUGAUAUUUAGGUAUACACAUCUUAUAUCUAAAUACAGACAUUGAUUUUACACUGAAUGAGAAAAUCUAAAUGUUUUCAGACUUUGAUAUGGUAUUGAAUGAUAAUAUCUGAACGUCAUCAUUUCGCUGAAUGUGGUUUUGAUAUUCAGGUAUGAAAUGAGAAUGUCUGACUACUGGAGUGAUCAACUGUGUUGUUAGAACGUACUGCUGAAAGCUACUCAGCUGAUUUAAACCGUGAUUAAGCUUAGCAGCAGCUCAACCUGUCAACAUGGAAGAUAUGUCCCUAGAAAGUUACCGUUAUAUCUUAAUUAUGGUGUACAUGAGGGAAUAUAAAGGGAUAACCAGCCCUGUAUAUGCAAUAAGGAUUGAACUCCCAUAAGUUGAUAGGAGUUUGCACAAUUUCCAAAUGUAUUUAUUUUCAUAGGGAACAAGUUGGAAACUUAUGUGAUACAGAUCAUAAAUAGUCAUAUAGUGGAUAAGGCAAUCAAGUUAGAUUGCAUUUGUUCUGUAAUUGAUACAGUCAGAUUGCAUUUGUUCUGUAAUUGAUACAGUCAGCUGGAAAGUGAACAUAAGAGAAAUUUUAAAUUUCAACCAUUGUGUAAACAAAUAUUUUUCUCUUCAUAACACAAUAACACAGUUUUGUAGAACUCAAAAUUGUUAAUUUAUAUAUACAUGUCCACUGCACACAACAGGAGAAAUGCAUUCCCAGAGCAUCUAUUGCAUUCAUAGUACUAUGAGCACAAUCGAAUCUGUGUUAUUUCAACUCUUCUUCUCCAAUUUUGUGUGAUGUGGGACUUUUCACAGAAGUAAACAUAUCCAUGUGUAAGUUAGGCAAUCUUGGAAAAGAUAAUUCAUCAUUUGUUUACCAUCAGUAGCUAUUUAUAUCACGAUGAAUUAUUUUUUUUGUUGAGUCAUUAGCAAUAUCAAAACCUCUAUGGAGAUGUUUUCAUUACAUUUAUCAGAGUAUGAAACACAAUCGCAUUUGUAUGAAUAUCUCAUUGAAACAAUUAGCGUGAUAUGUUAAAUAGUUUGAUAAGAUAUCUAAAUCAACCAGUGGUUUCAAUCUACCAGAUCAGCAUUUUUUUUUGUUUAUACUUGUUUAUAAACAUGCUCCCUUGGUAGGAUUCAGACUUUAAAUAUAGUAAGACCUUGUUGAUUUUAAAAGUGUGAAAUGAGCUGUGGGGAAGGACAUUGGCUCAUGUACAUAUUGGUCAUGUAAGUGAGUGCAUAUUAUGAUUUGUGAGAUAACAUUAACCAAGAUCUAAGUCACCAAUUCACAGAUAUGUGUAAUACUCCUUGUUUGUUUUGUCAGCUGGAUAUGUUUGACAUGCAUGUGUGUGUGACUUGUUAGUAUAAAAUACAUAUUCUUGUGUUAUAGGUAACUUAAAGACUAUUUAGAUUACAUAUUGUUUAAGACUUAUUUGUAUCAGUAUUUAGAUAUUUUUGUUGUCAUCAUGUUUGAUUAUCUCCCCAUCGCUAAUGAAAACACUUGAAUUCAGUAUCAGUGUAAUGAUUCUGAUCAUGCUGCUGAUAAAACUCUUAUUUUGAAACAGAACAUCCACAUAUUGAGCUGCUUUUUGCAAUACAGAUACAAAUUUUGCCAGUAUAUGUGAUAAUAGAUUCCCAUGAAGAUAUUCUUAUACAUCAAACUAACAUGUUUUUUGUAACAAAAAAGAUAGGAAAGGGGAAAAAAGUCUUGUUUUUAGGUAAAAAUGGUUAAGACAGAUGUGGCAAUGUGUAAAUCUUGACGGGUCACUUGUGAUUAUGCUGUGUGCAAUCUAGUCCUCAAUACCUAAAAAUCAUUUCUUUGUCAUGUCCUUGGAAUUUGACUGAAUGAUGGUAUGGUUUACAUGGCAGUGUUGAUGAAUACUUCAUGGAAAAUAAUUGUUUUGGUAUAAGUUGAUAUUGAGGGCAACGAGACUUGCAUCUACUAAAACAAAGAAGUAAUAUCCUGCACCCAAACUGAUAGUAACACAUACACACUUCUGGGAUAACAGUUCCAGGUGACCAUAGUAACAAAUCCAUGCUACCAUAACAACAGAUCCAGAAGACCAGAGUAACAAAUCCAUACUACGAUUGUAUACAGAUUUAGACUACCACUGCAACAGAAACAGAAAAAAGAAAAGAAAAUACCUUGAUGAAAUGCCAAGCACUUUUUGAUACUUGAAUAUUUUAAAGUAGAAAUGAUGUCUGUUAAUUUUCAAUUUCUAAAUUAUCUUUACUUUUCAUCUUGUGUUAUGUAAGAAUGACAUUUUGAUAUUUGAAUUAUCAUGAUUAACCUUGCUCAGGCAUUAAUGAAUCCCAAAUUUGCUUGAUGGAUUUGAUGUUAAUUAAAAUUUUUUUAAAUGCUCAGCCACUGUAUAAAAGACUGUAUAUUAACAUAAUAGCUAUACAUGUGAAUGUUUUAAGGUGUUAGUGACAAAUUUUAUUUUGCCCAGUAGGAAUUUACUAGAAAAUUCAUUCAUCAUAGUAAGCCUGAUAACAUUGAAUCAAUAUUUGAUUCACUAGUCUAUUGAUAGACAGAAAGAAAAGAAGUGUUGACAAGGUUUUUUUAAAUCUUUUUCUGAUUACAUGUGAAAGUAUGGCCUUUGUACUACCUAAAACAUUUUUUAUUAACUGCUGAUCCAUUUAAAUGGGUUUUUUUCAAAGGUGAUAUUGUCAAGUGAUAAAAGAACAGGGCAUGAACUUCAACAUCAGUAUGCAUGUUCAGAAUAUGCAGUAUCAUUGAAUCAAAUGUAGCUAUCACAGUACAUGCUGCAUCCAUUCAAACAAUAUUACCUCUUACUAAUAUUGUCUGAACGAUUUUCAGAUAUACAAUGUCCAUGUAUAUCAUAAUACAUUUCACCAUAUACACUGUCCACGUAUAUCGUAAUACAUUUCACCACAUACACUGUCCAUGUAUAUCAUAAUACAUUAUACCACAUACAAUGUCCAUGUUUACCAUAAUAACACUUAUACUGUCCAUGUAAACAAUUAGUACUGCAUACAUGGUUCAUUUCUUUAGUUAGACUCCAUACAGAGACGGUGUUUAAUGUAACAGAGUUAAUACAUGCAAUAUAGCUUGAUGUUUUAUACAAUGUCACCUGUAUCACUUAUCCAUAAAGCAGUUCCUAUAUAAAUAUAAGGUAACUUGAUAGGUGUUGAUAUUUAAAUACUCAUCCAGUACAUGUUUUACAGGCCAGCCUAUUGACAUACUCAACAAUCAACAUACCACAACACAUCAGCAGCCAGUCGAAGGCAAUAGCUUAUAUACUGCUCCAGAAUAGCUACUCUUCUUUUUCAUUUAAUACUCUGUUAAAUGGUAUUCGCGUAAGGUUUGCAACACAAACUAUAUGUUUGUGGUAUAUGUUUACACUUUUUUAUGUCGCUGGUUAUGGUAAAGAAUUUCAUUUCAAUUUAAUUGGGUAAGCACUUUUUCUGAUGGAAGCCUACAUUUUUGCUUAUUGAUAUACAGUGUGUGAAUGUGUAAUGCUUUAUCAGUUUACUCACAUGGACUAGAUAAAUUGAAAAUACUGGUAGUUAUACAUUUCGGGUAAAAGACUCAAAUCAAAAUGUGCUAAUUACAAAUGUAUAUGGUUGUUUAACAUGCACAAUGUACUUUAGGUGUAUAAAUGUACUGCAACCACAGGAAUUUCUUUUUUACUCAAGUUGAAAAGAUUACUUGUAAAACACAAAAUUGAUAAUUAUCUCAGAUGUUGAAAUGUAAUCAAAUCUUUUCCAUUUGAUUGAUGUUUUUCAGGCUACAUCUUAUUCUCAUAACAAUUACAGAAGUUAACCUAUUAUUGGUAUAGUAUUAUCAGUUUCAGACAUUUAUGUUUAGCCCCUGUGAAUAUAUUAAGAACUACAGUUCAUUAUUUUGGCAUCUGGUUGCCUCUCCGUAUAUUUGUGGAUGUCACCUGACUUUAUCAGACACUAUUGGGAUGAUGGAUGACCUGUACACAGAGCGUGGGAGUGUGUUGAGAUGCAAGAAUUGUAAAUGAACAAGUGUGUCAUGGAAGUGUGAGAGAUGUGUGUAGGUAAUGUGAAUAGCUUUGGGAGUAAACUGUGAUUGUACAGAUUAUGAAAUACAACAGUAUUCCUCUUUUAAAUACAGUACAUGUCUGAAAUUUA